Molecule: messenger RNA, 1311 nt
Organism: Lachancea nothofagi CBS 11611
Lineage: Eukaryota; Fungi; Ascomycota; Saccharomycetes; Saccharomycetales; Saccharomycetaceae
Source: the annotation of a GenBank genome assembly
AUGAGCACUGAACAAGACCCUUUAUUGGCAGCAUUUGAAGGAAACACAGGCGAUAAUGGAAAUAACGAGAAUAGUGGUAAUACGGCCGAUUCGGCUCAGCAACAGCCUCAGGAAUCGGCUCAGCAACCGCCCCAAGACUUGGCUCAAGAAGCGCGCCAGCGUGCCCUUGCAAGUUUCCGCAAAAAGCUUGCUGAACACAGGCGCUAUGAAGACCAGUUGAAGAACAGACGCCAGGGCAUACGCGAUAUGGAGCGGGAGUACGAGCGCACCGAAGCAGACAUUAGAGCGUUGCAGAGCAUUGGACAGCUAGUAGGAGAGGUUAUGAAGGAACUUUCAGAGGAGAAAUACAUCGUGAAGGCGUCGUCAGGCCCCCGUUACAUCGUUGGAGUCCGGAACUCCGUCGACCGCAAAAAACUAAAGAAGGGUGUCCGUGUGACCCUGGAUAUCACCACACUUACCAUCAUGCGUGUUUUGCCGCGCGAGACUGACCCUCUUGUGUACAAUAUGACUUCUUUCGAAUCCGGGGAGAUCACCUUUGAUGGAAUUGGUGGUUUGACCGACCAGAUUCGGGAACUUCGGGAAGUUAUAGAAUUGCCUUUAAAGAACCCCGAGAUUUUCCAACGUGUAGGAAUCAAAUCACCCAAAGGUGUGCUUUUGUAUGGCCCACCCGGUACUGGUAAGACUCUAUUGGCGAAAGCCGUUGCCGCAACUAUCGGAACCAAUUUUAUAUUUUCCCCAGCUUCUGGUAUUGUUGACAAAUAUAUCGGUGAGUCGGCACGUAUCAUCCGUGAGAUGUUUGCUUACGCCAAGGAGCACGAACCUUGUAUCAUAUUCAUGGACGAAAUUGAUGCCAUUGGUGGUCGUAGAUUCAGCGAAGGUACUUCCGCGGAUCGUGAAAUUCAACGUACGUUGAUGGAGCUGCUGACACAAAUGGACGGUUUUGAUAAUCUAGGACAAACCAAAAUUAUCAUGGCUACCAAUAGACCCGAUACAUUAGACCCGGCCCUACUUAGACCCGGUAGACUGGAUCGCAAAAUUGAGAUUGGCUUGCCAAAUGAAACUGGCAGGUUGGAGAUUUUCAAGAUUCAUAGCGCCAAAGUCAAGAAGGCUGGUGAGUUUGAUUUUGAAGCCGCAGUAAAGAUGAGUGAUGGAUUCAACGGUGCGGAUAUCCGCAACUGUGUCACAGAGGCCGGAUUUUUUGCAAUUCGUGACGAUCGUGACCACAUUAUCCAGGAUGACCUAAUGAAAGCGGUUAGAAAAGUGGCCGAGGUCAAGAAGCUUGAAGGUAAAAUCGAAUAUCAAAAGCUUUAA